Molecule: messenger RNA, 1734 nt
Organism: Aspergillus mulundensis
Lineage: Eukaryota; Fungi; Ascomycota; Eurotiomycetes; Eurotiales; Aspergillaceae
Product: SPRY domain-containing protein
Exons: 1
Coding region: 1-1734 (577 amino acids)
Cellular component (GO): Set1C/COMPASS complex
Molecular function (GO): transcription cis-regulatory region binding; protein binding
Source: RefSeq, a predicted model, not a curated record
AUGGCAUCUACCCAUGCGGCCGGAUCUCCCGCGCCAUCCUCCAGCAUCAAUUCCCCCGUCCUACAUCCGGUAACAGUGCCUGCUCUAAAUGUCUCUUUACUGGACGGCAGGCCUUUACUGGACGUUAACACCGCCUCUGGCCAACCUGACAGCGGGAGGUCGAAACGCAACAAACGGGAUAGCCGUAAGAAGAGGGAGGCCAAGGGACUGGACCAAGAGAAUGCUCCGAAGAAGAAAUUGUGUAUCGCUACCGCAGUCCCGAGUUCUGAACUCGGCAUCCUAAGACCCAUUGCGGUCGGUGAACCUAGGCGCUCGGAUCUACUACCUCCUCAACCUCGCCAGCUGAGUUUUGCGGUGCGCAAGAUGUCCGGCGUCAUCGGCCAAAGUUGGGAUUUUUAUGAGGUUGUUGAUAAACUAACCAACAAGAACGGCUUUCGCUAUAGCUAUGCCAUAGCGGACGCGGAUUUCGCGCACAUCAAAUACCGCCAGACGGAUGUUCCUCCCUACUACGCUCGAUUUAGCUUCGAGGAUUCUCCGGCUGCAAUUUUAUUCUCCAAGGAUGCCCUUGCAGUUACAACUAACGACCCGUGGCAUACGGCACGUGCUAAUGUAUGCGCGCGAGAAGGGACUUAUUACUAUGAAGGUCGGAUCAUUAGUGGUAUGAUGAGUGACUCUAAAGCAGCAUCGAAUGGGCCGCCGACAAGGGGUCAUGUGCGUCUUGGUUUUGCUCGACGGGAAGCAGAUCUUGACGUCAAUGUAGGGGUCGAUUGUUACGGUUAUGGGAUUCGUGAUGUGAACGGCGAGGUGGUCAAUCGCAUGCGGUGCGAAUAUUUCUUCCCAAAGGGUGAAUCGAUACGCGAAGGCGAUGUCAUUGGCAUGCUCAUCACCCUUCCGUCGCUCUCACUACAUAGAAAAAUUGUUGAAGGCGGCGCACCCAAUAUUGGAGGCGUCAACAUUAUCCGUGACCGCAUACCUUUUCACUACAAGAAUGACUUCUGUUGGCAACAGUCCAAUGUCUUCCCUACCAAGCAAUUGCGCGACUACGCUUUUAAUCUCAAAGAAACACCAGCGUUCGGCCCACCGUCUCCUAUGAACGGAGAAGAUCCGUCAUUGCGUACGUUACCCGGUUCGAGCAUCACAAUAUUCAAAAAUGGCAUCAAGAUGGGGACGCCAUUCAAGGACCUGUAUGCUUUUCUCCCACCCGCUAGCAGACUGGCAAACGGCACCAACAACCUCGGGCUCGGAGAGCGUGAGAAUGCGGAUGACGGUAUGGUCGGGUACUACCCGGCUGUCAGCUGCUACGGAGGCGGUGCUGUUGAAUGUCGCUUCCAAGCGCCCUGGUGGUUUGGUCCACCGUCCGAAACAGACAAAGGCGCGUCAGUCGUCGCAGGAAUAGGAGAGCGGUUCAACGAGCAAAUCGUCGAAGAUGUCUUGGCGGACAUCGUAGACGAGGUGGAAGCAAUGCUUGUCUGGGGCGGCGUGGACGGCACGGUCAUCCUCAAAGAUGGCGUCGGCGCUGGGGCUGUUGGAGGCACGGACAUCCUCAAAGGUGGUGUCGGCGCUGCUUAUGACCCUGCCACUACCCUGUCUACUGCUCCUGCGGAAAGUAACAGCGCCAAUAUCAAACUCGCAGACCAAGAUGCAAGCCAGACUACCCUUGAAGACAAUAUGAGCUUCGGCAUGCCAAACCUUGACAUGCCAGAACCGGAGGAUACUCCUAUGAAUGGAAUUUGA